AUGGCAAGAGAAUAUACCGCACAAGAAGUCAUUGAGGCUUUGAAUCUCUCCCCGCAUCCAGAAAAAGGGUACUACAUCGAGACAUUUCGCGAUAGCAAUUUGUCAAACAAUCGCUCCAGCAGUACCUGCAUCUAUUAUCUUCUCGAGCGCGAAGCUGGAUUUUCAAGAUGGCAUCGUGUUUUAGAUGCCGCUGAGGUAUGGCAUUACUACGCUGGCGCCCCUUUGCAACUGUCCCUAUCCUGGGAUGAUGGAGAACCAACUCGAAAUAGUAUUUUGGGGAUUGAUCUCGCAAAUGGCCAACGGCCGCAAGCCAUCGUUCAGCCCUCUGAAUGGCAGCACGCGAGAACUAUGGGUGACUGGACGCUCGUCGGGUGUACGGUGGCACCAGCCUUUCUCUUCGAAUCGUUCGAGAUGGCUGAAGCGGGAUGGGAGCCCCGGCUGGCUGUUAAUGUUCCAGAGUGA
Messenger RNA from Penicillium cinerascens, 462 nucleotides. RefSeq names its product cupin domain-containing protein. The coding region runs from base 1 to 462 and encodes 153 amino acids. Gene Ontology annotation, cellular component: intracellular anatomical structure. The transcript is spliced from 2 exons. Lineage: Eukaryota; Fungi; Ascomycota; Eurotiomycetes; Eurotiales; Aspergillaceae. The record is from RefSeq and is a predicted model, not a curated record.